Messenger RNA from Rotaria sordida, 801 nucleotides. The record is from the annotation of a GenBank genome assembly. NCBI's taxonomy places the organism in Eukaryota, Metazoa, Rotifera, Eurotatoria, Philodinida, Philodinidae.
AUGUCGUGGAUAAUCGAAGAAAGUGACAAUGCAUCUUCAGCCAUUAACAUACAAGGUAACAGCGUUACAAGUUGCAAAGAAGGUGAUUAUGGCAGUCCAAUCCAUGUUCUUUGGAAUGAGCCAGCUGAGAAAUCGGGAUUAUAUUAUUGGCAAAUUGAAUUUUCACAAUUAGAUGAAUAUGGAAUUGUAAGUGUUGGUCUAACCACGCAGAACGAUUUCAAAGGGGGCUAUGAUUUGAAGGCGAUGCAAUAUAAUGCUAACUUAACUAACGGUAUUUAUGCGUUGGUUGGCACAUUUGGUAGUUCUAUUAAACAAGGUGACACUAUUGGCAUUUUGCUUAAUCUGACUGACAGUGAAAUGAAAAUGUAUUUGUUUCAUAACGGCCAACCAUUAGGUCUGGCAUUCCAUGUACAAGCUCCGUUUACAAAACCCUUGUUUCCAGUCAUCAGCUUCUAUGGAAACGGUAAAGCUACAAUCGUUCGAUCAGAAGAAAUUCCAACAUCGCUCGAUCGACGACAGGAACAGUUCAAAGGCAUGGAAGGUCACUGGAAACUGAUUGACUACCCAGAACACAAACAAAUAUUUGUGCCAGAUACAAUAAUUGAUGCCUAUGCUGCUUGUCCUGAAGUGUUUUAUCCAAACAUGAAAGUUUUAUUGAAAAUCUGUACAAUUCUACCAAUGAUAACAGUAACUACAGAACAAACAUUCUGUGUCCUCAAAUUACUGAAGACUUAUUUACGUUCGACCAUGUUGAAAAUAAGACUUCAUGGAUUAGCUAUGAUGUAUAUUUAUCGAGAUUAA